Cadophora gregata is the source of this 723-nucleotide messenger RNA. RefSeq lists its product as uncharacterized. Gene Ontology annotation, molecular function: phosphatase activity. The transcript has 4 exons. The record is from RefSeq and is a predicted model, not a curated record. Lineage: Eukaryota; Fungi; Ascomycota; Leotiomycetes; Helotiales; Ploettnerulaceae. Bases 1 to 723 code for a protein of 240 amino acids. Gene Ontology annotation, cellular component: cytoplasm.
AUGGAGAAGACGAUUUAUCUAGUGCGCCAUGCCCAAGGUGGCCAUAACAUCGCAAACGACUUCUCCAUCAGAGAUGCAACUCUCACUCCGCACGGAAAAGAGCAAUGCAAAGAACUGAGUGCGGCGUUUCCAUACCAUAAUGACGUCGACAUUGUGAUGGCUUCGCCGCUGCGAAGAACAAUUCAAACUGCCAUUGAAGGGUUUGCACCAGCACUUCUGAGACCAGGUGUACAGCUUCUGCUCUUACCACAAGCUCAGGAGAUCAGCGACAAACCAUGUGAUACUGGCUUUGAACGAGACGAGCUUGAGUUACAGAUUAAGAAAAUUCUUGGUGAUGAGGCGUCCCAAGGAGGAUUUGACCCCAGCCGGAUUGAUUACAGCGUGCUGGAACCCGGAUGGAGCAGAAAGAGUGGUAAAUUCGAGGCAAGCCUAAAAGCGGUCACUGCACGAGCUGCUGAGCUUAGGACCUGGCUGUGGCAGCGACCUGAGAAGACAAUCGUGCUGGUAACCCAUGGUGCCUUUCUGCACUACUUCACAGACGACUGGGAGACCUUUGACCCCAGCCAUGGCACCGCAUACAAAAACUGCGAGUUCCGCAGCUUUGUCUUUACAAAUGAUUCGAAUGAGAAAGAAGCUCAUCUCGUCCAAGUUGGAAAAAGUGGACCAAGAGGUGUGAGACCUCCAGGAUCGCAUUCAAAAGAUAUUUCCGGUGCUGAGAACUAG